This is a messenger RNA of Ruditapes philippinarum (Manila clam), 609 nucleotides long. RefSeq names its product contactin-6-like. Gene Ontology annotation, biological process: cell-cell adhesion. The record is from RefSeq and is a predicted model, not a curated record. Gene Ontology annotation, molecular function: cell adhesion molecule binding. Bases 1 to 609 code for a protein of 202 amino acids. NCBI's taxonomy places the organism in Eukaryota, Metazoa, Mollusca, Bivalvia, Venerida, Veneridae. The transcript is spliced from 4 exons. Gene Ontology annotation, cellular component: cell-cell junction.
AUGGAUAAUUUACAGAUAAAAUCAUCAUUUGUGAACAAAAACCUUUAUGCAUUAUCUAGAAUUUUGGUAACAGUGGGAUGUCUAUCCCUGGUGAUAAACGAUGCUGGAGGCAACCCUCUCCCAGAUCUCCUAUGGGAAUGCAACAAUGGAAGUUCAACAAAGAGAAGUAAUGAGUCAACUGUCACAUCAUCUGUUUCGUGGGUGGCUAAACAAGGACAAAAUAAAAAGUGUUUCUGUAGGUCUUUACACUCAGAAAGUAAUCAGUCCGUUGAAGUUAAUUUGGAUGUUUUGUUUCCACCAAAAGUACCAAACGUGUCAACAGAUUCGGUCAAUGUUGAAAGUACGAUAAACAAAAUUAUAAACACGUCACUUGUUAUUCAUUGCAACAGCACAGGUAACCCGGAACCAAAUUUUAUUUGGUUGCUGCCAGACAAAUCAAUUUCAAAAGGUGAUGCACUUAUAAUAAACCAUAUAGACAUGUCAAAUAAGGGGACUUACUAUUGCAAAGCAGAAAACAUGUUGAAUCCUUCAAAUGGCAAUGUUGAAAUUGGAAGAAGCGAAGUAUCUAUUGAUGUCCAUUUAUUGAAAAUUCAAAAUUUUAAAGUGUGA